Messenger RNA from Capra hircus (goat), 944 nucleotides. It is a transcript of the gene CRISP1, whose product is annotated as cysteine rich secretory protein 1. Lineage: Eukaryota; Metazoa; Chordata; Mammalia; Artiodactyla; Bovidae. The record is from RefSeq and is marked provisional. Gene Ontology annotation, biological process: binding of sperm to zona pellucida. Gene Ontology annotation, cellular component: extracellular region.
CUGAUCUUGCAGGUCUCUUUUUGCAAAAAAAUAAAAAAUGCAGAUGCAUGUAAAAGUGUUUCCCAAAAAGACUUAUGACAAAACAUUAUCCCCACAAGUCGGCAAUAGUCUAAAGUUAUGUUACUUUUCUUACAGGGAUGACAAUGAAAUGCUUCUUGUUUCUGGCCGUUGCUGCUGGCUGCCUGCCUGUUUUGAUUAUAAAAACAAAACUAUCCAAAGUUCCAUAUGAUACACUCUUUACGGAAAUGGAGGCUGUCCAAGAAGAAAUUGUUACUACACAUAACAUCCUCAGGAGAGGAGUAUCUCCACCAGCCAGCAACAUGCUGAAAAUGAAUUGGAGUGAAGAAGCUGCACAAAAUGCCAGAAUGUUGUCAAAGGACUGUGAAUUGGUACAAAGCAAUGCACUCAAGAGGCGAAUUACAAAUACUUUUUGUGGAGAAAAUAUGCAUCUGACAUCUUAUCCUAUCUCAUGGUCAAAUGUGAUCAGGAUCUGGUACAGUGAGUCUAAAUAUUUCCAGUAUGGGGAAUGGACAUUGAAAGAUGAUGACAUGACAACUGACCAUUACACUCAGGUUGUUUGGGCCGCUUCUUAUCUUAUUGGCUGUGGCAUGUCAUCAUGUCAUAAAGGAAUUCAUUAUCUCUACAUUUGUCACUAUUGUCAUGAGGGAAAUGAUCCUGACAAGAAGAAUGUACCUUAUAAUAAGGGAAGUCCAUGUGGAGACUGUCCAAAUAACUGUGAAGAUAAACUAUGUACGAACCCCUGCAUCUACUACGAUGAAUACAAUAACUGUAAUACACAAACUCAACGUCUUGGCUGCAACCACCUGUCAGUUCAACGACUCUGCAAAGCUAGUUGUAUGUGUCAAACUGAGAUAAAAUAGCCUUUUUUAUUUGCAACUGUAACAUGCUGUUGGAUCAUCUUUGACCUUCCUUUGCUCCAGCAG